This is a messenger RNA of Gossypium raimondii (Peruvian cotton), 1570 nucleotides long. RefSeq lists its product as uncharacterized. NCBI's taxonomy places the organism in Eukaryota, Viridiplantae, Streptophyta, Magnoliopsida, Malvales, Malvaceae. Gene Ontology annotation, cellular component: plasma membrane. The transcript is spliced from 3 exons. The record is from RefSeq and is a predicted model, not a curated record. The coding region runs from base 4 to 846 and encodes 280 amino acids.
UCCAUGGAAAUUGAAGACAUAAGCAUGAAUUUCAACGUCACUUCUUCCCAAAUUCAUAAGAUCUUUACUUUGGUUUUACCUAAAGUCCAUUUUUUUCAAUUUUCUACCUCGUUGAAUUCACGCAAUCUCUACAUUAGAAUGCAAGAUUCUUCCAGGCCUGUAAUCGGCUACCCAGUUCACAACGUUAAUGGCUGCGCUCCGCCACCACCCGCCACCUCCGCUACUGCCUGCCCUUACGUUCACCCCAACCCAUACCCUUACUACCAACCGCCUCCGCCUCAAAACCAACGUCCCACCUUCUUCCGCCUCUUCAUCAUCGCCAUGGCCAUUCUCUUGUUCAUAUUCGGCAUCACACUCCUCAUAUUCUGGCUCGUCCUCCGCCCUCACCUCCCCGAUUUCUCAAUACAAUCCCUUUCCCUCUCCAACUUCAACGCCUCCAACCAGCGCGUGACCGCCACCUGGAACGCUCAGUUCCAAGUCUCCAAUCCCAACAAGAAACUCUCCAUCACCUAUGCGGACGUCGUUUCGUCAGUUUUCCACAAGGACUACUUCUUGACCGAGACGAGGAUCGAGCCCUUCUCGCAGGGCACGGGCGACGUGAGAACGUUGGACGCGAGCUUUUCCCUGGCAGAUUCUUUCGUGGAGGGGAAAGUGGUGGAUGCGAUGAAUGGGGAGAGGACUCGCGGCGAGGUCAAGUUCAACGUCGGGAUGGUGGCGGACGUGGCGUUUCGAUACUCUGGGUGGAGAGGACGGCGGAGGGUUCUUAGGGUUUGGUGCGGUGACGUAACGCUGGCCGUUUCGUCAGGGAGGAUGACCGGUGGACCCAAAAGUUGCCUCGUUGGUUGAUUUACGAAGCCAAUAUUUGUAGGGGCCCUUGUUGUUGAUAAUGAACUGAUGUUACCCUUGAUCCUGGAUGGCCAAAAAGCUGUGAUAUUUGGAAGGAUUUAGUUAAAAAUAUUGGAUGAACCCGGACUUGGUAUUUUUGCUCUUUUUCAUGCAUAAAUUCGAGCAAAUCUAGUCAACCCAGUCAUUGAUUUAGUGUUCUUGUUGUCAAGUCUCCGAUUGAAACUUGGUCUCAGUGCAAAUACUGGACAACUCCUGCCUCUUCCAGAUAGUUUAGGUAACAUUUUUUACAUACUGGAUUGGGUUUGGGCACUCAUAACUUACAUGAUUCUAGUAGUUUUAUCCUUUUUUCUUUGCUUGUUCGAUUGUUGGACCUUGUCUUGAUUUCCAUAUUUACCAAGGAAACCAUAGUCCGAUCAUAUUUGAACAUUAAUACUAAUAAGAAAGCUGCUCUUCUUUCUCUGUUUUACUAGUGUAUGUUGACUUAGAUAUGUCUCUCCAGCCCUAGGGACCUUGUUUAAAAUCUUUCAUAGGCAAUUCAAUUUUCAAUACUAGGAACACUUUGCUUCUUUCUAUUCUUUUAGCUAUACUUUCUUGGUUUUAUCUUCCUCUGGUUUAUGUUUUUAGCUUUAACUCCCUAUCAUGGUAGUUUAGUUCGUAAAACUUAUAGACAGGACGAUGAUGGAUAUGCCGUAAUAUCAUCUUUUUUCACAAUUUGGGUUUGGAU